Messenger RNA from Zingiber officinale, 3154 nucleotides. RefSeq lists its product as uncharacterized. The transcript has 3 exons. Bases 172 to 2859 code for a protein of 895 amino acids. Gene Ontology annotation, molecular function: transcription corepressor activity. NCBI's taxonomy places the organism in Eukaryota, Viridiplantae, Streptophyta, Magnoliopsida, Zingiberales, Zingiberaceae. Gene Ontology annotation, cellular component: nucleus. The record is from RefSeq and is a predicted model, not a curated record.
CUCCCCUAUUAUUAUUUUCCAAGUCUCUUUCUCGCCUCCGCGGCUCCGCCUCCUCAUCCCCCUCCGCUCGUUCUCUCUCUCUCUCUCUCUCUCUCUCUGCUUCUCUAUCGUGGAUCGGUUUGUCUGUUGGAGACGAAGCAGUCGUUGUAACCAACCUCUGCCUAGCGAUCGAUGGAUCCUUAUGUAAUGAACUGUGUUGAAGAAGAGCAAAUUGCUGACACAUUUUCUGAUCAGUUACCUUCAUUAGAAUCCUUUGUCAGAAACAAUAUUUAUGAUGAACCAUUGAUAUCCCCUCGCAUAGGAGAUGGGUACCAAGUCGACAUUCCAAAGCUAGCAAUAGAGUCACGAUCCUGCCUUACUAGUAUCAACAUGGGUGCUUUUGAUUAUCAUGCUGGAUUAGGAUUAGCCAUCCCCAUUAUGUGGGUUCACCAAAUGGGUGAUGCUAUCAAAGAUGAACAUAAAGGAGUUUCUUGUUCCAACAUUAUUGCCAUUGAAGGUGGGUCAGUAAAGCGUGCAAGCACUGGAAAAGUUGAAGCUGAAUGUGUUGAUUAUGCAAUAAGUGAAGUACCAAUAGAGAAGUCAAGUUGCCACAGUGCAUAUCUCCUCACAUGUAAAGAAAAACAUACUGAUUUAGGAAAUACUAUGGAGGAACAGGAGGGAUAUAGAAUCAAGGGAAGCACUAUUUCAGACAGUGAUGUUUCUCUGCUGCAACAUAGUGUCAAUAAUAACUCUUACAGUCCCUUGCCUGGUACAGUAUCUUCCUAUUGGAGUUACAAUGAAGCACUAAGUUUUCUCCUUGGCCUGUAUAUCUUUGGAAAGAAUCUUGUCCAAGUGAAGAAGUUCAUUGGAUGCAAAAAUAUUGGAGACCUACUAUCCUACUAUUAUGGAAAGUUCUAUAGAUCUGAUGCAUAUAAUAGAUGGUUAGAAUGCAGAAAGCUAAAAGGUAGAAGGUGCAUUUUUGGCCACCGGAUUUUCACUGGAUGGAGGCAACAAGAAUUUGUGUCGCGUGUUUUGCCUAAAAUGUCAAAGGAUGCUCAUGACACCUUGUUCGAGGCCAUAAGCAUAUUUAAUGAGGGCAAAGUUUCCUUGGAGGAAUUUGUUUGCACUUUAAAGGCAACAGUUGGUAUGCAAGGUUUGGUUGAAGCCAUUGGAAUUGGUACAGGCAAGCAUGAUCUCACUGGCAUCGUAUUGGAUCCAGUUAGAUCGAAUCAAACAUUAUCUGUGCGCCCUGAGAUACCUGUUGGCAAAGCAUGCUCUUCUCUUACAUCUGGAGACAUCAUCAAGUUUCUGACGGGUGAUUUCAGGUUAAGCAAGGCAAAGUCAAACGAUAUUUUCUGGGAAGCAGUUUGGCCUCGUCUAUUAGCCAGGGGUUGGCACUCAGAGCUACCGAAAGAUAUUCUUACAGCAAAGCAUGCUUUGGUGUUUCUUAUCCCAGGCAUUAAGAAAUUCUCAAGAAAAAAGCUUGUCAAAGGAAAUCACUACUUUGAUUCUGUUGCCGAUGUUCUAAAUAAAGUGGCAUCAGAUCCCAGACUUCUUGAAUUGGAGAAUGAAGGAGGCACAGGAAGCAGCACAACUCAGGAUGAAAUUAACUGUCCCAUGGAUGCCAAAUCUGAACGGUAUGGCCAUCUUGAGCGUAGAGAUAACUCCCAUCUCUGCCCCAAGGCACUAACAUCUAAUACUGAAUUUAUGAAGUUCACUAUUGUGGACACCAGUUUGACCCAAGGUGAAGAACCUUUCAAGUUCAUGGAAUUGAGGACUCUGCCCGUUGAUGCUGUUAAUAACAAUGACCCUUUAGACAAUAUAGGAGAAAUAGCAAGUGAUAGUUCUGAAGAUUCAGAUGAUAGUUCAUCCAAUGAUCAAGGAGAAUCUGAUCGAGACUCAUCUGACAACAAGGUGCCUAAGCUAAAGAGCAAGGGAAUCAACAGCAAGGCUCUUCAGUCUGCUCCUUCUGAGAGCGGAAUUACCUUUUUGAGUACAACUGUGCUGCACAAUGAACAUAUCUCAAGGAAUCAAUGUGUUGAGGAAUUUAACGAAAAGCUGCCAGUAAAAAAUUUGAAAGGUGAAUCCAGCCGCAGGGCAAAGUCUGGUCAACUUUCUUAUUUAGCUCCUAUGGCAAAACGCAGGAGGUUAACUGCUUGUAAAUAUGAAAGAUCUGGUCGCCGAUCAUACUCUAUUUCAAAAAACCAUACCAUGGAGGGAGUUCAAUCCAAGUUGAGUUUGCAACACGCAAAUGAUGAUACGGUGGAAAAGCCUAACUCCUGUUAUGAGAAGGCCUAUCCCAACUUCUCAAAUAGCACCACCCCAGAUGAGAUAGACAAUUGCUCUUCUAGGGAGGUAUGUUGUGGUAGUGCUGCUUCAUUUGAUGAAAUUUUACUAUCAAGAAGUUUGAUCGACUUAAAUACGUUACCAAAUAUUUCAAAUGAAUACGAGAAUGGUGUGCCUAAUAAGUCAGAAGUAGGUGGCAUUGUGCACGAGUUUAGUACAGAGGGAGUUAGAGAGCCAUCAGAGACAAAACAGCAGCAGGAUAUUUUUGGAGCCAUGGAAAGCUUUGCUGGAGCUGCUGUCGAUCAACAAUUUUCUGCUACUUUUCGAAGGCAAAGCACCAGAAGCCGACCUCCAACCACCAAGGCCUUAGAAGCUCUUGCAUGUGGGUUUAUUGGGACAAAGCCAAGAGGCAGGGAUACACGGACCCUAGUGUCUGGUAAUUUGGCAAGCAGGUCUUCCCGUCAUCUAAAUAAGAACACUGAACUCACAAUAUCAGCUCCAGUCAAUUUUAAUGCUGAUAGUACAAGCACAUUAAGUGAGUCCUGUUCCCAGCCUGAUGAUGUUGUAACUGAGGAGUUGCUUGGAGUUCCUUAGUUGGGUGUUUUCCCGUCUCAACUGCAGUGGGAGUUUAAUUCUAGAGUUUAAAGGGCAACACAGCAACUUGAUUCUUCAAAUGCUCCUGCAACAGGAGCGUCCAAUUUUGUAAUGUAACGGUACUUGUCGAGGAAAGAGCCCUUCUAUACAUGUAAUUCGGAAACUCUAUUUGCAAUGUUGUUGAUAUUGCAUCACGAAUCUUGAAUUUACUCGUCUAAACUUCUGUCGACUUGUAUUCUCCCUGUAGCAACUGGGAAUAUAUUGUGAAGCAGCAGUAUCCAAGACUGUAUAGUAA